This is a messenger RNA of Candoia aspera, 1478 nucleotides long. RefSeq names its product tubulin folding cofactor C (gene TBCC). Gene Ontology annotation, biological process: tubulin complex assembly; post-chaperonin tubulin folding pathway. The record is from RefSeq and is a predicted model, not a curated record. Lineage: Eukaryota; Metazoa; Chordata; Lepidosauria; Squamata; Candoiidae. Gene Ontology annotation, molecular function: tubulin binding. The transcript has a single exon. Bases 46 to 1098 code for a protein of 350 amino acids. Gene Ontology annotation, cellular component: cytoplasm.
UCUUAGUACGAGGUGAUCGAAGCUGCUGCUGAGAGAUAGAGAAAGAUGGAGGCUUUUUCAGAGGGUGUGGUGCCGGUGGAGAGCGACCUAGUGCCGCCCGCCCCCGGCCUUUCCGCCCUGGUUCCCGACAGGCUGCAUCAGCGAGAAGCGGAGCGACGAGAGGAGGCGGAAAGGAGGCGACGAGAACGAGACGCGCAGUCGGUGCUAGAAGAGCAAAGCGACUUUUUCACCGCCUCCUUUGCCCGGGAGCGAGAGGCCAUUGAAGCGCUGCUGCGGUCGGAGCCGGCCCGGGGUCCUGAGGCGGCUGCCGAAGCCGUGUCUGAGGCGGCUCGACGGCUGCAGGACCUGCAGCGGCUGCUGACAGAUUCGGUGCGCUUCUUGGCUCCGUAUGAGGUCCGGCAGGCUCAGGCGGCGCUGAACAAGCUGCAGGGCGAGCUCUCCGAGAGGCGCCUCCAGCUGCAGCCGAAGAAGCGGUUCGCCUUUACCAAAGCGCUCAGAAAGGACCCCGCCUCGGCUCCGUCCAAGGCUUCCGCUCAGCAGCCACCCCAGGAGAGCUCCACGCAAGGCCAGAAGGAGGCGGCCACCUCCGCACCAGUGAACCCAGGUUGCGGCUUCAGCCGAGCCGAGGGGCAGGCCCUAGAGCUCGGCCCGGCCGACCUGCUGCAGCAGGAUGUGGUGCUGUCCCACCUCAGGCGCUGCCGGGUGCAGUUGCGCGGCAACCCCAACACGCUGUUGGUGCGCGACUGCUGCGGUUGCACAAUACUGUGCGGGCCUGUGUCGACCUCGGCGCGGGUGGAUGGAUGUAGCGGUUGCCUUGUGGCCCUCGCCUGCCAGCAGCUCCGGACACACCGCACUACGGAGACGAGCUUCUAUGUGCACGUGACUAGCCGAGCGAUGCUGGAGGACUGCAGCGCCGUGCGCUUCGCCCCAUAUUCAUGGCAUUAUGCGGGUAUUGAUGCUGAUUUCGAGAUUUCUGGACUUGAUAGAAGCAGGAACAACUGGAACCAGGUGGAUGACUUCAAUUGGCUGACCAAGGAUGAGGCUUCCCCGAAUUGGUGCAUGAUCCCGGAAAAGGAGUGGAUCACAGAUUGGAAUUGAGCUACUGCCUGAAUUUCCACAGAACUUCAAAACGGCGGUACCGAAAAGAGGACUGACCUUUUUCAAAGGGCAGAACUAAAGCUGUGUUUAAAAAACUGAAUGAUGUUCAGAAUCUUCAGGAGUGUGAUUGGGUUACCCAAACAUUUGCCCUGGUAGCCCUUCACUGUUUUCUUGCUAAUUGAUUAUGUGUCCUGGUGCUAAUGCUUAGUGUUGUGUAUUCUCUGGGUUUUUUCUACAGUUCUGCAAUUGUAGCUGUAAGAUUAUGCUUUUUGUUCUCUUAGGAAAAAAACUUGUGAGAUUGGAGAUUUUAAAUUCUGUUAAAAUGUUACACAGUUAGCAAUUUGCUCACCAUAAUGCUGAUUAAAAUUACUAUAAAUUUA